GUCAUUAGCAUUCAGGGGGAACUUGUGAAAUGACACAGCUGGGCUGUAAAAACACCAUCCCACAGACUUUGCUGCCAGAGGAACUCRACAGCCAGCACUGACAGAGCAGAGAGCACGACUGCCCAGGCCAUGGAGCGAGAACCCAUGCGCAUCAGGGAGGGCUACUUGGUUAAGAAGGGCAGCAUGUUUAAUACCUGGAAGCCAAUGUGGGUCGUGCUCUUAGARGAUGGAAUUGAAUUCUACAAGCGGAAGGCUGAUAACAGUCCCAAAGGGAUGAUCCCACUAAAAGGAAGCUCUAUUCAYAGCCCAUGCCAAGAUUUUGGCAAAAGAAUGUUUGUCUUCAAGCUCACUGUGGCCAAGCAGCAGGACCACUUUUUUCAAGCUGCCUUCCUGGAGGAGAGAGAUGCCUGGGUGAGGGAUAUCAAGAAAGCAAUUCAUCACAUAGAUGGAGGCCAAAGGUUUGCCAGAAAAUCCACAAGGAAGUCUAUCAGAUUGCCUGAAACAAUCAACCUGAGUGCUCUGUACGUCUCAAUGAAAGAUCCUGAAACGGGAAUAAAGGAGCUGAAGCUGGAAAAAGAUAAAAGAGUGUUCAAUCACUGCUUUACRGGCACCUGUGUCAUUGACUGGCUGGUGUCCAGCAACUCCAUCCGAAAUCGCAGAGAAGGUCUCCUGCUUGCCUCUUCCCUCUUGAGUGAAGGAUACCUGCAGCCUGCUGGGGAYACAUCCAAGGCUGCUGCUGAGGGACUGUCAGACACCCCCUUCCUAGAUCUCAGUGAUGCCUACUAUUACUUUCCAGACAGUGGAUUUUUCUGUGAGGGAUAUUCCAGUGAUGAUGAUGUGGUCCUGAAAGAAGAAUUCAGAGGCACAAUUGUCAAACAAGGAUGUUUGCUGAAACAGGGGCACCGGAGGAAGAACUGGAAAGUGAGAAAGUUUGUUUUAAGAGAUGAUCCCGCCUACCUUCACUAUUAUGACCCUGCUGGAGGAGAAGAACCACUCGGAGCAAUUCACUUGAGAGGCUGUGUGGUGACAGCAGUGCAAGAUAUGCCAGACACCAAGAAGCAUGAUGUUGACAACAUCCUCUUUGAAAUCAUCACAGCAAAUGAAAUCCACUAUUACUUGCAAGCAGCCUCAUCCACAGAGCGUACAGAGUGGAUCAAAGCAAUCCAGUCUGUUGCUAGGACUGGUAAAUGAAGAUGAYCUGCCAACAAGAAGACAGAUAAAUUAAAUUAGUUACUCAAAACAGAAUUGAGCAUUUCACCAAGAGAAAGCAGUAUCACUCCAAGUGGCUUGUGUAUAGGGGAUGAUGACUGGAAGUUUCAAUUCUAUAGAGGGCACUAACAUACUAACAUUUUUCCACUUGUGUUAUGGUAAUAUUUUACUAAAUUAUAACAUAGAACAUGCCAUAUUAGUGUGUGUUGCUUAGACUAAUCAGUCCACCUUAGGAAGCACGUACCCACAGCUGAUAGUGGGAAUCUCACCAUUAACAGCAGUCACUCUUAAUUGAGUUCCACUGACAGAGAGGAACUCAAUGAAUCAUCCUCUCUUCAGUUGUGUUUCAGGAUUUUUAUGUUUUUCAGUCUUCUCCAGACAAGUUUUACACUUUCUGCUUUGCCAGAUCAUGUUUCUGUUCAUUCACUUUUACAAAUAAUGCCAUAGAUUUCAGGAAAAAAGUCAACCCACUUGGAAACGUGAUCCACUCCUGUAUAAUCUGUCAGCAUUAAGGGAGAGAAGAAUGCAGACAACUMUGGAAACAGCAGUGGAAUCAAGUACAACUCCAUGACAGCAGUAUGAGGAAGAGUGUCUUCCCACAGUAUUUCAAACACAAAGCAAUCUCACUUCAAACUCCAUAUCAACCAAUUUUAACCCUUGCUAAAUUUCUCCACAAGAAUCUGCACUGGGACCRUUGUUUCUCUUUAUUUAGAUUUACAAAGCAGUGGGAUGUCAGGUACUGUACUCAGCUUUUUUUAUAAAAGCUGGGAUGUCAGGUGCUGUACUCUGAAUGAAGAACAUUGUAGAAGGGAAAGGAUCCAUGAGUUGGUUACUUGAACUAUUUAGUUGCUGUGUUAAGUAGGUUUGUUUAGGUUUUCCUUUUUAAACCUCCAGCUCAGUCCUUGAUUCUAUGCCUUAGUAAAAGAAGAAAAACCUUCUGCUUGUAACUGAAAUAAACGUUAUUAUUUGAUAGGGUCAGUUCACCUGAUCAAUCCGUGCAUUUUUUGUGUGACUGUAUAUUAAACAAACUUCUAAGUCUUAAACUCUAAARAGGAGUUGAAAAUCAAGUUAAUGUCAGAUUCUGCACGUAGACUGUUCCUGGUACAGACUGUUUGAGUGCAAGUGAACUUCAAAACUUUUAAAACUCUGUUCAUAGAUCUAAUAAGAUACCUUAUCCUUAAGGAUUCUUAUUGGCAUCUCUUCCAUCUAAAAAUAAAUGCAAAGCUAAAACGUCUUUUCAGUUGUGCUUAAUUAUACUU
Malurus melanocephalus (red-backed fairy wren) is the source of this 2468-nucleotide messenger RNA. RefSeq names its product pleckstrin (gene PLEK). Gene Ontology annotation, biological process: actin cytoskeleton organization; intracellular signal transduction. The transcript is spliced from 9 exons. The record is from RefSeq and is a predicted model, not a curated record. Gene Ontology annotation, cellular component: plasma membrane. The coding region runs from base 130 to 1191 and encodes 353 amino acids. Lineage: Eukaryota; Metazoa; Chordata; Aves; Passeriformes; Maluridae.